Molecule: messenger RNA, 2224 nt
Organism: Dacryopinax primogenitus
Lineage: Eukaryota; Fungi; Basidiomycota; Dacrymycetes; Dacrymycetales; Dacrymycetaceae
Exons: 3
Biological process (GO): protein folding in endoplasmic reticulum
Cellular component (GO): cytoplasm; membrane
Source: RefSeq, a predicted model, not a curated record
UAGUGCGCGCGUGCACGCUUCGUCCCCUGGUACGAAGAACCCCAGUGCAAUCCUCAGCAGGAAGAAGGACAGGUACAUGCUACACCAAUGCGGCGCAAAGGAGAAAUGGGUCGACGUUGAGCUCUGCGAUCAUAUCUGGGUCGACACUGUCCAACUUGCGAACUACGAGUUCUUUUCCGGCGUGUUCAGGAACAUCUCGAUCUACCUCUCGCCGCGCUACCCUCCUGGACCCGAAGGCUGGGUACACGCAGGCACCUUCGAGGCGCGCAAUGUCCGUGCCGUGCAGAGUUUUCAUCCUGCGCCAGAAAUAGAGGGGUUCCAUAGGUUUGUCAGGGUGGUAUUCGAAAGCUACUAUGGGGGCGAGUUCUAUUGUCCUGUGAGUCUGUUAAGGGUGUAUGGCCUCAAUGAGAUGGAGGAAUGGAAGAGGGAUAAGUGGGAAGAAGAGGGCAGGGAGAGGGAGAAAGAGAGAGAGAAAGAGGUAAGAGAGAGGGAGGCGGAGAGGGCUAAGAGGGAGUGGGAGGAGAAACAGGUUCGGGAGACCAGGACUGUUCAGGUGGUCGUGGUCACGGAAGAACCGAAAAAGGAGAAGCCACAGGAGGGCAUGGCCUCCAAUGCGCCAAUAUCGCCCGAAAUCGUGGAGAACAGAACACCGGCUGUCGUUUUGUCCAGCCCCUCGACGGUUGAAAGCAGCCCAACAUCCAUCUGGAAGUCCUCAAUCGACACCUCCACCACCGCGGCAACGACAUCAACCGCGACCUCCUCUCGUUCCUCGGUCCCAGAAACACCCGCGUGGGCUACUCAGGAACCCCAGGAAUCUGCUGCUUCUGAGCAUGAUACUUGGAAGAAUAGCACGGGAAACAAAUAUGUGGACGCGGUUGGCGCCGCCGUUGAAAACACAAGCGUGCCAGACUCGGCUAUGAUCGAAGAUGCCUUAGCUCAGGCGCAGGUGCAGGGGCCGGCAGUAUCUGAGCGAGCGACUGCUAUCCCAUCCAGCCCGGAACGCGACUCGUCCCUCAACUCUGUACAUUCGACUGGCAAGACCGACCCACCUUCCCAGAUUUCAUCUACCUCCGUCGUGACCACCAUCACAUCCACGUCUACCCUUUCGACGCCACCCCAGUUUACCCCCGUGACAGCCCCGCAAUCCCCCUCCUACUCGCUCACGCUCGCCGCCCCUCCCCUCCCCACAGGCGAAUCGAUCUACCGCACCAUCAUGAACCGGCUCACCCUUCUCGAGCUGAAUACCACCCUUGGGACGAGAUAUAUGGAAGAACAGAGUCGUAUGAUGAGGGAGGCUUUUCGCAGGCUUGAGAAGGGUGUGGAGGAGAGGUGGGGCGAAGGGAGGUGGAGGGAAGUUGAGCGAGGCUGGGAGGGCCGGCUUGAGGGACUGACAGCGGACCAGAGACAUGCGUUCGAGCUUGCCCUGGGGGAGAUGGAUCUCCAGAGAGAGAGGAUGGAGUUGGAGAGGCGGCAGCUGGUGUCACAGAUCCAUAUGCUAGAGAACGAGGUGGUGCUGGAGAAGAGACUGUCGGUUGCUCAGCUCUGCCUGCUCGUCGUGGUUCUCUUCGUCACCACGCUCACCCGCGGUCCCGACUGGGCGGCCAUAUCCACCGCCUUCCGUCUCACCGGGACGAGGGAGGACGCUUCGCGCACGGCAAGGGAAGCGGCUCGCCAGUCGACGGUAGAAAGUCAAGUUACGCCGGAAAUGCACGAGGCUGCAAAGCCUGCGCCAGCUCUGGAACGUCGCUUGUCUAUCCCUUUCCCCGCUCCUGGUCCCUCGGCCACACAUGCCCCACCCCGUUCUCCCACCCCUAACACCUGUCGCUCCCCCCGACCCAUCCAAACACCACAAACCCCGCGUCCGUUACACGUCUCCCACCCCGCCUUUCCCUUCCACGCCUCCUCCCAUUCAUUCGGAGCGCUCACUUCCCCGCGCAGACGUGCGACUGGUGGACCCGGAGCUGCGCUAGGGAGCGCGAAACGCCUAGCUAGGACGGCACACUUGCAUGAAUUACGCCGAGGGAAGGAGAAUGUCCUCUCUAAUUCUACAUCUACGGGGAAUGGGAGUCCAUCGCCACACAACAGGGGGUCACACAGCCGGCGUGACGGUUCUUUCGGACAAGAAGACCCGUGGGAAGAUACAGACCUCGAGGAGAGUCAUACCGCAGCAAGACUAGUGCUCCAGCUGCCCUCGCUAAUUCGGGAUGGAGUGCCGAGGAGUGCG